Molecule: messenger RNA, 594 nt
Organism: Nomia melanderi (Alkali bee)
Lineage: Eukaryota; Metazoa; Arthropoda; Insecta; Hymenoptera; Halictidae
Source: RefSeq, a predicted model, not a curated record
AUGACGAACACUCUGCGCAAUAUAUAUGUACACAGACGAAAAACUGGGCUUCGAGUAAUCAGAGCGUUCAAGUCGACUCUGGAAGAUUUGGAGGAGCGUCGCUCUGUCCAUAGUUUACACAGCUUACACAGUAUGCGCAGCUCACGCAGCCACACCGGGUCCCGACCAUUCUCUGACUUCACAUACAUUGACGAAGACCCGUCAAACACCGCGGUGAACGCCAUCGGCAAGUUGCCGGCGGGCAAGGGCGCGCUGGACCCGGCCACGGCGGCGGACCACGCGACGCAAAGGAUCAACAACAGCGCCGCAUCGCCGCUGUUGCUCAUCGUCUCCGGGCCGGGCAACAACGCUUACAACCAUCAUAAUACCAUUUACAACACCACCACCACAACCACCACAACCACAACCACUACCACCGCCAAUGACAAUAGAUCCUCAUCCAAUAACGCCAACCCGAGCCAAACCAACCAUACGCAGAUGCAGAGUAGCAACAGCAGAGACAACAACACCGUCACCGGAAACUCCCCGCUUCUCAGCUCCAAUAAUCUGGCCCUCCCGGAAUUGACGAAGCUCGUGCAUGAGACCAGCAUUUAA